Molecule: messenger RNA, 933 nt
Organism: Eubalaena glacialis (North Atlantic right whale)
Lineage: Eukaryota; Metazoa; Chordata; Mammalia; Artiodactyla; Balaenidae
Gene: WDR38
Product: WD repeat domain 38
Exons: 9
Molecular function (GO): protein binding
Source: RefSeq, a predicted model, not a curated record
AUGAACAGCAGGGACCCAGGGACGCUGGCCGUGGAGAGAGUGAAAUUCUUCGGCCAGCACCGCGGGGAGGUCAACUCUUCCGCCUUCUCUCCCGAUGGCCAGAAGCUGCUCACAGCCUCUGAGGACGGCUGUGUAUACGGAUGGGACACCCAGAGUGGGCAGCUGCUGUGGAGACACAGGGCAGUGCCCCGUUCCUUGACCACGGCUGCCCACCCAGGUCCCGUGAGGUUCUGCCGCUUCUCCCCCCAUGGCUGCCUCUUUGCCAGCACCUCCUAUGACUGCACCAUCCGCCUGUGGGAUGUAGCAGAAGCCAAGUGUCUGCAGGUCCUACAGGGUCACCAGCGGAGUGUGGAGACAAUCAGUUUCAGCCCUGACGCAAAGCAACUGGCAUCAGGCGGCUGGGACAAGACGGUGAUGCUCUGGGAGGUGCAGUCAGGCCAGGUGCUGCGCCACUUGGUGGGACACUGAGACUCUGUCCCAAGCAGUGACUUCACACCCAGCUCAGACUGCUUGGCCACCGGCUCUUGGGAUUCCACCAUCCGCAUGUGGGACGUUCGGGCAGGGACCCCAGUGAUCUUCCACCAGGAGCUGGAGGGCCACAGUGGCAACGUCAGCUGCCUGUGCUACUCAGCAUCUGGCCUAUUUCUGUCUUCUGUCCGGGCGUCCGGCUCCUGGGACAAGACUAUCCACACCUGGAAGCCCUCAACUGGAAGCCUGCUUGUCCAGCUCAAGGGCCACAUCACCUGGGUGAAGAGCAGAGCUUUCUCCCCUGAUGGGCUGCAGCUGACCAGUACUGGCUACUCCUACAUGCUCAAAGUCUGGGACUGCAAUACAGGACAGUGCAUUGAGACCCUGAAGGGAGUCCUGGAUGUGGCCCACGCCUGUGUCUUUACCCCAGAUGGGAAACUCUUAGUGUCUGGAGCUGCUGCUUAG